UCGGACCUACUUUUCUGAAUUGUAUACUACAAAGUUUAAAACAAUAUCAAGAAGCUAUUGAAUGUUACAAUCAGGCCCUUUUUAUUAAUCCAAAAUUUGAUUUAGCCUGGAAUAACAAAGGAUCUGCAUUAUAAAAAUUAAAUCAAUAUUAAGAAGCAAUUAAUUGUUACAAUCAAGCUCUUUCUAUUAAUCCAAAAAACGAUUCUGCAUGGUAUUAAAAGGGCCGUGCAUUAGACACUUAGAAUUAAUCCCAAGAAGCAAUUGAAUGUUAUAAUGAAGUUAUUUCGAAAAAUCCAUAACAUGAUUCUGCUUGGUUUAGAAAGGGUUUGGCAUUACAAAAUUUAAAUCAACAUCAAGAAGCAAUUAAUUGUUACAAUUAAGCUCUUUCCAUUAAUCCAAAAAGAUUUUCUGCCUGGAAUAAUAAAGGGUUGAUAAUACAAAGAUUAAAACAAUAUCAAGAAGCCAUUGAAUGUUACAAUCAGGCCCUUUUUGUUAAUCCAAAAUUUGAUUUAGCCUGGAAUAACAAAGGAUCUGCAUUAUAAAAAUUAAAUCAAUAUUAAGAAGCAAUUAAUUGUUACAAUCAAGCUCUUUUUAUAAAUCCAAAAAACGAUUCUGCAUGGUAUAACAAGGGGCGUGCAUUAGACACUUAGAAUUAAUCCCAAGAAGCAAUUGAAUGUUAUAAUGAAGCUAUUUCGAAAAAUCCAUAAUAUGAUUCUGCAUGGCAUAGCAAGGGAUUGGCAUUACAAAAUUUGAAUCAAUAUGAAGAAGUACUUGAAUGUUACAAUAAAUCUAUUUCUAUUAAUUGUUAGGCUCGUAAAUCAUUUGAAAACAAAGGGGUCAUCUUACACUCAUAAUAGAAAUAUAUUGAUGCUAUCUCAAAUUUUGAUUAAGCAUUAAAUAUAGAAAUUUAUGCUCUUGGAUUUAAACUUAAAGCUGAUUCAUUAUUUGAAUUACGAAGAAAAUCAGAAGCUAAAUACUUUUAUUUGGCUGCAUUGGAACUUGGAUUAAAUCAAAAUGCAUCUAUUAGAACUUAACUAUUGAAGUUAUGA
Paramecium tetraurelia is the source of this 1049-nucleotide messenger RNA. RefSeq lists its product as uncharacterized. The record is from RefSeq and is a predicted model, not a curated record. The transcript is spliced from 11 exons. The annotation marks the transcript as partial. Lineage: Eukaryota; Ciliophora; Oligohymenophorea; Peniculida; Parameciidae. Gene Ontology annotation, molecular function: protein binding.